AUGAAACUUGAGUUUUCCAAUGGUUUCGAGGAUUUGGCAUUUGUUCUGAGGUAUUUCUGCAGAGAUGCUAGCUUGGAAAAUGUAGACAGUGGGGUGAGACUUUUCAGCGGAGAUGAUAAGCAUGAGGGCUUGGAUGAUGUGCUGAGUGCUUUAUAUAAGAUGUUUGAGAAAAAUCAUGAUCACAAGAAGAUCAAAGAAACGAAAAAAUUGAGAGAGAAUCCAGAGGUGAGAAAGGCGGAUGUGAGUAUAUCGAGCUUGGUGUCGUUUUAUGGGCUUUAUUCCCAAAUGAUCACGCAAGGGAUCCUGAAGAAUAAGCCGUUUAUUGACCAGAUGGUAGAGAAGAUUGCGCCAUGCAUGAAACUAGAUCCUGAUUUUCAAUUGCUUGACAUACAGGUUGGUGAGAUAGUGAGCGUCGGAGAUGUUCAGGAUCUUGAUAAGCUUUAUUCUGAAGAAGUUAUUGGAAGAGAGAAAAUGCAAGUUCUAAGCGGGCUGAGGGAGCAUGUAAGGAAGGAGGAGCUACUAGGAAACAAAUUUCUCUUUGUUACAAAUAUGAAACCAGCCAAGUUCAAAGGACAGGUCUCUGAGGGAAUGAUUCUAUGUGCAAAGGGUAAAGACGGAAAGAUUGAACCUAUUAAAAUACAAAGUGAAAUAGGAAACGGGUCCAGACUGGAGUUGGAAGGAUUUGAAACAAUUCUCAAUGACUUUAAUUCUGGGAAGGUUGAUAUGAGGAAAAGUGGAUAUGCUCGUGCUUUAGAGUCAUUUAAGAUUGUAGACCAUUUUCUUACUUUUAAAGGAGUUAAGGUUACUUGUGGGGGAAAAUAUAUCAAGACCAACACACCGGAUGGCCUAGUAAGCUAA
Messenger RNA from Encephalitozoon hellem ATCC 50504, 858 nucleotides. RefSeq names its product tRNA-binding domain-containing CsaA-like protein. Gene Ontology annotation, molecular function: tRNA binding. The coding region runs from base 1 to 858 and encodes 285 amino acids. The transcript has a single exon. The record is from RefSeq and is a predicted model, not a curated record. NCBI's taxonomy places the organism in Eukaryota, Fungi, Microsporidia, Unikaryonidae.